Molecule: messenger RNA, 651 nt
Organism: Botrytis sinoallii
Lineage: Eukaryota; Fungi; Ascomycota; Leotiomycetes; Helotiales; Sclerotiniaceae
Exons: 4
Coding region: 1-651 (216 amino acids)
Biological process (GO): small GTPase-mediated signal transduction
Molecular function (GO): GTP binding; GTPase activity
Source: RefSeq, a predicted model, not a curated record
AUGCCGUGCGGACUCGGAGGUUCCAAAACUACCCAGAGGAAAUUGGUCUUAUUAGGGGAUGGUGCUUGCGGAAAAACAAGUUUACUAAACGUUUUACGAGAGGGUAGGUUUUGGAUUCUUAUGACAUAUUUCCCAACGGUAUACGAACCUACGGUUUUUGAGAACUAUGUUCAUGAUAUCUUCGUCGAUGGUACACAUAUCGAACUUUCUCUAUGGGAUACAGCCGGCCAAGAAGAAUUCGAUCGAUUGCGCUCGCUUUCCUACGAUGAUACGCACGCAAUAAUGCUUUGUUUCUCCGUCGACUCGAAAGAUUCCCUCGAAAACGUCGAGUCCAAAUGGGUAGGCGAAAUCGCCGAGAAUUGUCAAGGUGUCAAACUCGUUUUAGUCGCAUUGAAAUGUGAUUUGAGGGAACAAGGUGCAGACGAUGAAGCGGCAGAGGGAACAGAAGGUGCAGAACCGAGAGAAAAGAAACCAAUGAUUGACUACAAUCAAGGCUUGGAAGUAGCGAGGAGAAUCAAUGCGCUCAGAUAUUUGGAAUGCUCGGCGAUGAGGAAUAGAGGAGUUAACGAGGCGUUUACAGAGGCGGCUAGAGUCGCAUUGAGUGUCAAUCCAAAUGGGGGUGAUGGGGAUGGAAAGUGUGAUGUCAUGUAA